UUGAAGAUUUACCCAAAAUUACAAUGGAUUACUCCACUUUGAAAAGCUGGCGCGCACCACAUCACGUUGGCGGAGAGUCGGAAGAAGCCAGCGGUUCCUGACGCGCCAAAACACCUGGUGACGCCGGGAGACGUCAUCACAACGGACACGGGCUACAUGAGUUGACUCUUUGAGUCUGACAGCAAUCAUCAAAUCCAUGCAAUUUGAGGGAGCAAUUGGAUGCUCAAAACUCCACACAAGUCCUGGUGAUACACAGAAGAAAAAGAAACACACGUCAAGCUGUGAUGAUAGCAUCUACCAUGCCGACUGUACUGUGCUAGUAUUGUACUUAUAGUAGCAUUACAACUUUCAGACCUUCUCAGAAAUCAGACAUAAGUUCAGAGCUGCUGUUUGCACAAAGAAAGAUCGCUGUAUAGACCCUGGCACAACAGCAACUUAAAAGAUGUCUAACUCUUGUGACUACUGUGAGCAAAAGAUGUCUAACUAUUGUGACACCUGUGAUCGUAAAUUUCGUGGCAAACAUUCUGAACAGUACCACGAGGAUGGCUCCUGUACCUUUGGAAAAAAAGACAGAAGUUACGAGCUACGUGCUGAGCUCACCAGACAGCAGAAGAAUGGUGAGUUUGUCGACGUGGUGGUGGAGGUAGAAGGCAGGGAGUUCCCUUGUCACCGGGCCGUGUUGGCGGUCACGCCGUACUUUCAAACCAUGUUUUCCUCAAACCUUGCGGAAAGCAAGGCGAAGGUUAUAACACUACACGAUAUUGACUCUGGCAGCUUUUCCAAGAUUCUCGACUUCGUGUACACGGGAGAAAUCUUGAUUGGGGAAGACGACGUCCAAGACAUUCUGCAGGCAGCACACAUGCUGCAAGCUGAGGAUGUCCAGGAGUGUUGCCAAAAGUUCAUUGAAAAGAACCUUUGCCCAUCCAACUGUGUGGGUGUCAUGUGCCUUGCCGACAUGUAUGGCUUGUGUAGUUUGAAAACGACAGCAAAACGCAAGGCGGUGUCUCAGUUCUCAGAGGUUGGACGAAGUGAGGAGUUUCUGAGCCUUUCAACACAGAAGCUGUUGGAUCUACUCGAAGACAAGGAGUUACGUGUUGAGAAUGAAGACGACGUUGUCCUUUCCGUGAUACGAUGGCUCGAUCAUGAACCAGAAAGCCGCAAGACUGAGGUAUCCAGAAUUCUACCAGUUAUUUGCUUAUCACUUGUAAGGGUCAGUGUGCUAGAGAAGCUUGAGGUCCACCCUGCGAUACAGGAGUCACCAGAAUGUCUGGCCAAAAUCACUGCUACAAAGGAGGGACAUUUCAGUGGCUCACCUCAACUGAUGGCAGACACAGGAAGAGAGGAGGAUGGACAAAAACCCAGCUGUGGAAUUUCAGACGACGUGGCAAUAAUUGUCGGUGGUUGGAAGGCAGUCACUCAAGAGCAUUACCAUGAAAAUCCUACACCACCGGCACCUCUCCAAAGCAUAAUUUGCAUGGAUAUAGAUCGUGAUCAAUGCUACCAUGUCACUGAUCUUCCGACAUCCAUUGUUGGGUGCAUGAGUGUGGCAAGUGCAGGGCGAUACUUGUAUGUGACGGGAGGGCGCGCCUCAUCUGCUGGCAGCAACACUCCAUCCAAACAAGCCUUUCUGUACGACUUCGCUACGGACACUUGGACAAGGUUACCCGACAUGCCUCGCGGUAGGGCAGGACACCAGUCUGCCAUUGUUGAUGGAAAACUCUACCUGGUUGGAGGCGACACUGCGGCAACGUUGUUCAACAUGUUCAGUAUGGAGUGUUUCGAUAUUGAAGCAGAAGCAUGGAUACAGCCACCCAAAGUGCCUGCUAUCAUCCCCUCACCUAACCUGAAGGUGAUAGCAUGUGGGGGUAAGCUUGUGCUCAUCCAGGGACUUAGAAAGAAGAAAAGGUUCUGUGUCCAUGCCUUAGAUGUUAAAACUCAACGUUGGACUUACACCUGCAGGUAUGUUCCAGCCAGGAACUUUGAUGCAGAUAUCAGAGCAACCAUUGUUAACAACAAGGUUUAUUUUGGUGUUUCUAUGUAUUGCUAUUUGGAGGUCUACACCUAUGAUGUUGACAAGGAAACCCCAUCUAUUGAGAUGGAGAGGGAGAAUACCAAAUCAGAUGACAAAGAGAACUUUUGCAUAGUUCGCGGAGUAUGCAGGAAGCGCAAGCACUAUGGGCGGAAGGGUAUCAUCACCACAAUAUCAAGAAAAAGCUAUGUUGACACAGGACGUUUCUAUAUGGCGAUGGGACUCAACAGAUGCAGUCGGACCCUUCCCUUUGCCUUGUUUGGCCACGGAUUCCUGGCAACCAAGAAAAGUCGUGUUGGGUGGUUCUGCAGGGACCAGCUUACAACAGUGGAGAAGGACAAGGAACUGCAGGAUUUGGUUAGAUAUUGUUAUACAACCUCAGAGUCAGAUAAUGAGUACCUCUGAGUCCCAGACUUUGUUAUUUGGGUUUCCCUGUUUCUUUAUAUAUAUUCCAUCACUGUUAGUGAAGCCUGGUCUGUUGACAAGUGACUAGUAGCCUGGUAACCAUACCAUCGGGGCGCUCAACGAUAUCUCUACAGCACUGUAGGGGUAGCCGGCCCGUGUAGUUAAUAGUGCAGGCUGGGCGGGAUGGGGGUGGGGAUUGGGGGUUGCUAGUACUAUGGGGUUGUGUGAGAUUUCUCAAAAGGCCGGCUACAAGCUCUAGGGGCAAAAUCUCAAAGGGCAGCUAAUCAGACAGGCUGACAGAAGCAGAUCGGUGCCUUAGCACACUGGGCCGGGUAAAGCACCCCAAAGCCGACCAACAUAUAAUGGUGACCAUGCUAAGUAACACGAUAAGGGACUGGGGAAGGUACUUGCACCCAUGGCAAGAACAGCUGCCUGUUUAUCAUAGAUAAUGUCACUGUCAGACAAAUGAUGCAGCAGAGAUCUGUACUAGUAGAAGAAUAACCCCUGUAUUUCUAGUCUACUUAGCUGUGAUACAGAUUAGAUUAUGUUUAGCUGGCCUUUUUUUCUUUCGUUUUUGAUUGAAGUUGCAACUGUUUAUAGGUUUCUUUCAUGUAACAUUAUACAUAACAUGUUUACCUUGUCCAAAGGGAUGAUUGGAGCAAUGUGUUUUUUUUAGCUUCUACUUCUUUUAGCUUUAGUAUAUAAUGUUAUUUCUGUAGGUUGCAUUGUUUACAUUUUGGUCUAAAAAAUAUUUACAUAUUAUUACAUACUCUGACAUAUUGUAACUAUACCAAUGGAUGGUAGAAAAGUAGCUACCUGUAAAUGCGGCCUUCCACAUAUUGACACACUGUGUAUGAGCUCAUGCCCCUACUGAAAUCACAUAUGAAAGUUAUACAUUAAAAGGUGUGGCGGGUUCUUUAACAUGCUUGACAACUCCUUAAACGCAGGAUCAGGCCUGUCAGUUUAUGAUAUCGUUUUGAUGCAUCUUAAUCAUGUUCUCUGUCUUGUGACAGGUGAGUGUUAGAUUUGCUUGUGCUUCAGAUGUUUGAUAGAGCUCCACUUUAUUAACCUUGAAAUAUGCAUUAAACCAGUUUUAACAUUA
Molecule: messenger RNA, 3536 nt
Organism: Branchiostoma floridae (Florida lancelet)
Lineage: Eukaryota; Metazoa; Chordata; Leptocardii; Amphioxiformes; Branchiostomatidae
Product: kelch-like protein 30
Exons: 3
Coding region: 443-2434 (663 amino acids)
Molecular function (GO): protein binding
Source: RefSeq, a predicted model, not a curated record